Messenger RNA from Rotaria sp. Silwood2, 1026 nucleotides. The record is from the annotation of a GenBank genome assembly. NCBI's taxonomy places the organism in Eukaryota, Metazoa, Rotifera, Eurotatoria, Philodinida, Philodinidae.
AUGCCUUCCGCAAAAUCUCAACAAAAUUCCAUUAAAUUCCCGAAAACUACACUAAGAUGUGCAAAAAUUUAUCGAGCAUUAUUUCUAACAGAAUUUUCUUUUUUAUCUAUUGCAGUUUUCAUCCCGAAUAUUCCUGCAAACGCCAGAUGGGCAGAGAAUGGUGUGACUGUUGCCGGAGGAUACGGACCAGGUAAUGCAUUGAAUCAACUCAAUAAACCUUUGGGAUUGUAUGUGGAUAAUGAUCAAACUAUUUAUAUCGCUGACAAAGACAAUCACCGUAUUGUUGAAUGGAAGCCUGGUGCAAUUAGUGGUAAAGUGGUGGCUGGCGGCAACGGACCAGGAGGCCGAGCUGAUCAGUUGAAUGAACCAUUGGAUGUGAUUGUCGACAAAGAGACAGAUAGUUUCAUCAUCUGUGAUAUGGGAAACAAACGGGUGAUGCGAUGGUCUCGUCAAAAUCGAACUAGUGGACAAACAAUCAUCGACAAUAUCAACUGUAGCAGAUUGACGAUGGACAAUCAGAGAUUUCUUUACGUCUCUGAAGUCGACGAGGUGAGGCGAUAUGGAGUGGGAGAGACGAAUGGGACAGUGGUGGCGGGUGGCAAUGGACGAGGUGAUCGUCUUAAUCAACUCAGCGAUUCCACACAUGUUUUUGUGGAUCAAGAGUAUUCUGUCUACGUCUCAGACUGGGAGACUCAUCGUGUGAUGAAAUGGAUGAAGGGUGCGAGAAAAGGGACUGUUGUGGCUGAUGAUGGAGAGGAAGGAAAUGCUUUAUCGUAUUUAUUGAUGCCUCAAGGAGUGUUCGUGGAUCAGUUGGGCACAUUAUACGUGGUAAAUGAUGGCAAUGAUAGCGUGAUGCGAUGGUAUAAAGGAGCGACACAAGGAGAUGUGAUCGUCGGUGUAAAUGGUACAGGACAAGAAGCAAAUCAGUUGAGCAAUCCCAAGGGAUUAUCAUUCGAUCGACAUGGCAAUCUCUAUGUUGUUGACCAAUGGAAUCAUCGAGUUCAACGAUUCUCAAUUAUGAAAUAG